CGCGUCAUCCUCCGCGACAGCGUUGUGUUACCAUGGUGACAGAGUUUGCGUUAUCAGCCAGCUACGUUACCAGAACAGAGACGGUUUUUGUCUUUUACUGCGAAAAACAUCAUUUCUAAUUUCAUAAGGAAGUAAAAUCCAGGUGAUGAAGAAUAUGAUGAGUUCAGAGACUGUGAAUCACGUGACUGUGAGAAGAAGUGAAUCAGCUGAUGCUGAAAACAUCAACAACCUCAUCACAAACACAACUGUGCAAGUGUUUGGACGAGUCAACGUCCUUCAGCUGCUAGAAAAAGCCAACCUGGCCGUGACGGUGGCCGAUGUCAGCGACAGCAUCGUGGCUCACGCUUCCUUCCUGGAUUAUCCUGCUGCAGAUCUGGUGGAUCCGGCUCACUGCGAGCUUUUCCUGAAGAAACACUUCACAGCAGGGAACUGCUGCACGACACUGAACACUCUCUUCCUCCACCUCUUUGUGGCUCAGCCUGAGUUUGCUGCUGAGAGUUUAAAGGAGAUCAUGAGAGUUGUAUUUAACGCCGUCUCAGAGUUGGACAACGUCUGUCUCAUCAGCUCCAACAUUGGUGAUUUAGAGCCGACACUGAAGGACACGUUUGAGCCUCUGAAGUGUUUGAGCGACACUGAACCUCAGUCUUCAGUGUUUGUCUGCCACAGGAAUCAGCUCUGUCCCAGGAUUCAUGUCCGUCCUGCCAGGUUGGAGGAUCACGAUGACAUCAUGGCUCUGUUUGACCAGCAGAGGAGGCUGUUGUCAGUCUUUGGUCGUCCAGACUCUCUGACAGAGGUCAUCGAGGUUCAGGACGAAGACAAUCUCUCAGCUGUCUGUGAGGUGGACGCAGUGAUCGUCGGCUUCAUCAGACUCACGGCUGAUGUUCAUCUGAAGGAGUUACACGACAGUUUUGAUCUUCACGACUUUAACGGUUUUUUUAAACAGCAGCGAAAGAAAACUGAAGAAGCUGCUGCUUCUGACCUGAGAGGAGGAGGAGGAGGAGGAGGAGGAGAAGAAGAAGAAGAAGAAGAAGAAGGAGAAGGAGAAGGAGAAGAAGAAGAAGAAGAAGAAGAAGAAGAAGAAGAAGAACAGAGACCAUGGGAAAAACACAGAAACGUUUUCUGGAUCCAGUUCUUUGUCAUCGACAGCAAAUAUGAAACAAGAUCAGUGGAUGUUCUUCCAUAUGUGUUCAAACAUUUCCCUGACUUGGAUUUGUGCGUCAUCACUGCUCCGACUCUUUGUCCAGACUUUCAGCUUAGGCAGAGUUUCCUCAGGAUGAGGCGUCGCACCGACAACUCUCUGCCCUAUGAACUUUACAUUUUUCACCGUGAUGGACUGAGGCCUGUGGAGGUCAGACCGGCUGUAGCUGCAGACCGAGCCGCUGUCUCUGACAUGAUACAAGGUCUGACCCUGAGUGAGUCCCUGCUUCAGGACCUGGACUGGUUCUACCAGAGUCGCUGUGACCCGGACGGCGUGCAGCUGCAGGCCUUCGUGGCUCAGGUGGACGGUGACGUCGUCGGGGCGGUGGUCAUCGCAGACGAGCAGGACGUGGAGUACGUCCGUGCUCGCUACAACAUCGAGAACUUCAUCUACUUCAGUCACCACCGCUACGAGGAGCACGCUCGCCUUCGCCACUUCGUCCUCCGACCGUCGUUCCAGCACUUCAGCAGACACCUGUUCAAGGAGACACUGAGACUGUCUCAUCGCUCCUGUCUGUACCUGAGGAUCCACCCACUGCACCACAGCCACGAGAAUUCCUGCGUCCACCAUCUGGAUUUUGUCCUCAACUGUGGCGUUCCCGUCCGACCGCGACGCCAGAUCAUCUACCCGCUGGAGGAGGUUGGCAGCGUCGGGCCGUGCAGGCGGAUCACUGAGGAGCAGGAAGCGUUUGCUCUCUGCCUCAUCAGCAGAAAGUUGACCCUGGAGCCAAAGGUCAACGUUAACACGCGUGUGGUGGUGGUGGGAGCGUCGGACACGGGCCUGUCUUUCCUCGAGGUUCUCUGUCUGUGCCCCCACCUGAGCUUCAACAACCUGACCCUCAUCUCAGCACAUGGUUUCCCCGGAGACCGUAACCACGACGACCACGACAACGUCGCGUUUCUGUCCACGAGUCACGCCUACAGCGGCAGAGACCUGGCGCUGCUGCCUCUGAGAUGCCGCGUCGCCGUGGUGACGGACAAGAUGGUGGCCAUCGACAGGAAGUCUAAAUACGUGGUGGUGCGGGGAGGCGAGGAGAAGGUGCCGUACGACCUCCUGGUCGUCUGCACCGGCCUGCAGUACCAGGUGCCCCGUCCCACCGAUCGGCCUCAAACUCCGCCCCCUCGCUGCAGACCCGCUGCGCCCGCUCCCUCCAACCUCCUCACCCUCAACGACCUCCACGACUGCACGGCUGCUCGACACUGGCUCAGAGCCAACUUUGUGGAGCAGGAGGACGAUGCAGUUGUGUACGGAAACAACGUGGACGUCUACACCACAGUGGAGACGUUGCUCAGCCUCGGCGUCCACGGGUCCCGCGUCCACGUCGUCCUCCCUCCUCCUGAACCCGGCGUCGUCUGCUUCAGUGAUCCGUCGGUGGAGGAAGGCGUGGCUGCAGCUCUGGAGAAAAACCAGGUCCAGGUCCACCGUCGCUGCCUGCUGACUCAGAUGGACCAGGGAGGACACGAGGACCGUCUCACAUCGGUGUCCUUCACCACGGACGCGGGGACUCUGCGUCUGCUCUGUGGAGUUUUCAUCAACCUCUCCAGCAGAGGAGUUGACGGCGACGCCUUCAGGUCCAUCAGCGGCUCCUUCCUGGCCUUCGACGGCCGACUCGUCAUAAACGCCGCUUUCCAGACCAGCGACCCGGCCAUCUUUGCCGCCGGACCCGUCACCAAGUUCUCGCGCCGCUACCACGCGGACGAGUGGUCGCACGCCAGCUUCAACUCCAAGGAGGUGGGCGAGCGCCUGGCAGCCGCGAUGCUGACCCUCCUCGACCCCACGCAGGAGCCAAGGGACGAGGCUGCGUCUGAGCUGGAUCAGGAUCGCCUGGUGCCGCUGUACAAACGGGCCAAGAUUCAAGGAGGGAAACUUCCUGGAGGUUACAACUACCUGCAUGUGACCACACCCACUCCCACUGACCUGACUCCUCCCCCUCCUGUUCCACAGGACAGACGGAUCGUGACCGGAGACGUGGAGACGGGAAAUUACUUCAGUCUGCACCUGGACUGCUACGAGCGCGUGGAGACGCUCACCUGCUUCUCCCUGAAGCCCCUCCCUGUCUCCAAUUACCUGAGUCUGUAUGGGAAACACCAGCAGCUGCUGGGCCAGCUGCUGACCCGCUACCACCAGGACCUGAUCCAUGACCUGUACAGCUUCUUCACGCAGAGUUCCUGUUUGGUCGUUUAUCACGACCGAUUUUGUGACUUAGAGCAGGAGCUUCAGCAGAUCACUGCACACACACUCCAGGGCGACUCUGAGCAGCAGACGACGACGAUGGACUGCGGCGCGUUCAAAGACGCAGAGAGUGGAGCAGCUCUGAGAAACCGAGCAGUGAAAUAUCUGAGCUACAACAGGAACCUGCUGCCCAUGUUCAGCUGCCCGGGUCAACUGUAACCAUGACAACCACUUUAUUUAAAUUUCCUGUCAACUUAAAAGAAACUUAAGUGGAACAUCUCAGAGUUCUGUCAGAUUUAAGUCAGAGUUCUGACUUUAAAGUUUUGAAAUCUCAAAAUUCACACUUUAAAAUUCAGAAUUCUGUCAGAUCAAAGUCAGAAUUCUGAAGAAAAAAGUCUUGAAAUCUCAAAAUUCUGUCAGAUUAAAUUCAGAAUUCUGAGAUUUAAGUCAAAACUGUUUUGUUUUUUUUCACAGAAAGUCAGACUUUAAUUGUUUCUCUUCUCCAGAUCUGUAAACAUCACAUCAUUACAUUUAAAACUCCUUCACUGUCAAACAGGAAACAAAGAAACGAGAUCUCUGACGUUCGUGUUUUUCUAUUAUCUGCCAACUGUAACUGAGCGUGACCUUUGCCCUCGGUGACUCUGCAGCAGCGUGACCAAUCACAGAGCGGCUGCCGAUGAAAGAGGAGGAGGGGGGGAGGAGUCACUACAGCUGUAUGCUAAUGAGGCUGUCCGUCAGCAAAAUAACCACACACACAUACACAGAUUCAUGAGUCACUUCUCAUUCUGAGAAUUAUGUGACAAACUUUCAAUUUAAUUUAAAAAUCCCUUCUUUUUCUAUAAUUUUCUAUACUCAUAAUAAAGAAAUGUAAAUUAAGUAUUUAUUCAGCUGUAAAUGGUUUCUGUUAUGAAUUAUUGACAUUAAUUAACAAUAAUCUGAUUUCCUGACGUUAACAUGACAGAGUUAACAGAUUUCAUCUCCUGUUGUUUCUUUUUUUAUUAAUUUAACAGCAUAUCUGUUCUUAUUGACUGCUAUUUAUUAUUGAUCGUUUAUCAGUUUUAAGACAAACGCUCCAAAAAUGUGACCAGAUUAAUGAAAAUUGUGACCAGAUUAUUGAAAAUGUGACCAGAUUAAUGAAAAAGUGUCCAGAUAAAUGAAAAUUGUGACCAGAUUAAUGAAAAAGUGACCAUAUUAAUGAAAAAUGUGACCAGAUUAAUUAAAGUGUGACCAGAUUAAUGAAAACAGUGACCAGAUUAAUGAAAAAGUGUCCAGAUAAAUGAAAAUUGUGACCAGAUUAAUGAAAAAGUGACCAUAUUAAUGAAAAAUGUGACCAGAUUAAUGAAAAUUGUGACCAGAUUAUUGAAAAUGUGACCAGAUUAAUGAAAAAGUGUCCAGAUUAAUGAAAAUUGUGACCAGAUUAAUGAAAAAGUGACCAUAUUAAUGAAAAAUGUGACCAGAUUAAUGAAAAGUGUGACCAGUUAAUGGCAAUUGUGACCAGAUUAAUGAAAAAUGUGACCAGAUUAAUGAAAACAGUGACCAGAUUAAUGAAAAAUGUGACAAGAUUAAUGAAAAAGUGACCAGAUUAAUGAAAAAUGUGGCCAGAUUAAUGAAAAAUGUGACAAGAUUAAUGAAAAAUGUGACCUAAUCUGAAGCCGAAUGACCAGGUCAGAACAGAUAAACUGGUUGGAUUAGAAUGAACGAUUUGCGUCAUACUAAACUUGGUUGGAUCAGACUGUUGGAUCACAUUAAAUCAGAAUUACUAGGUUGUAUCAGAUUGACUGGGACAGAUUAAACUGACCGGGCCAGAUUAAAUUCACUGGAUCAGAUUAAAUUGACCAGGCCAGUUUAAAUUCACUGGGUCAGAUUAAAUUGACUAGGCCAGACCUCAUGUGCUGGAAUUGGGUUUGGUGUUUGUUUUCUUUUGAAAUAAUCUGGAUUUGGCCCAUUUUGUAAAACACACGCUCGCACCCGGGGGGGUCAGUUUGUGUCUGAGACCCCUCCCACCAGCCAGCAGCUGCCCCUUCCCCCCACCCCUCUGUUUUUUAACUGUGCAUUUCCUCUCCAAUCACAGCUUCUCUCUGCGCCUUUUGUGAUGUAAAGCAGGAAAAAUCCACCUCUCCAGAUUAAUUAUGUAUGCGUCACAUAACAGAUUCAUAUGUUCAGAGUUAACUGUCUUCACUGUUAUUUGUGUCAGAUUAUUUAAAAAAAAAAAAAAAGUCCCUGAAAGCAUUGAAUAAAGAGGUUUGAUCUGGUCAGGAGCUGCAGCUGUGGCUGAUUUUAAAUGGAUACCCUCCUCCUUUUGAGAUUAAAAACCUCUUUUUAAGUUUUCCUGGAAAGUAAAGAUCUAGGAUUUGUAAAAUCUGACCUAAUCUGACUGAUUGAAUAAAGAGAUUUAAUCUGGUU
This is a messenger RNA of Solea solea (common sole), 5773 nucleotides long. RefSeq names its product cilia and flagella associated protein 61 (gene cfap61). Lineage: Eukaryota; Metazoa; Chordata; Actinopteri; Pleuronectiformes; Soleidae. Gene Ontology annotation, molecular function: oxidoreductase activity. The record is from RefSeq and is a predicted model, not a curated record. The coding region runs from base 146 to 3589 and encodes 1147 amino acids. The transcript is spliced from 24 exons.